Messenger RNA from Candoia aspera, 1620 nucleotides. Its product is annotated as vomeronasal type-2 receptor 26-like. The record is from RefSeq and is a predicted model, not a curated record. Gene Ontology annotation, molecular function: G protein-coupled receptor activity. Lineage: Eukaryota; Metazoa; Chordata; Lepidosauria; Squamata; Candoiidae. Gene Ontology annotation, cellular component: plasma membrane. Gene Ontology annotation, biological process: G protein-coupled receptor signaling pathway.
AUGGCCUCCCAGAUCUUUUACCACUUUGCUGAACUUCUGUUCAAGGAGAAACCUCAUCAGGACGCGUUUAUGGUUCCAGAUGUCAUAACCAAAUUCUACCAGCACACCCUUGCCCUGGCCUUUGCUGUGAAGGAGAUCAAUGAGAAUUCCCACAUCUUGCCCAACGUCACACUUGGGUUCCACAUCUAUGACAGUUAUUAUGACGCAAGGAUGACUUAUCGGACCACCCUCGACCUGCUCUUCAAAUCCAAGAGAUUUGUCCCCAACUACAAAUGUGACAUCACGAAAAACCUCAUAGCUAUCAUUGGAGGACUUGGUUCUGAUACUUCAGCUUAUAUGGCAGAUAUUGUAGGCUUAUACAAGAUUCCACAGCUCCACCCAUUUCUUCAAGGUAUUUCGUUCAACAACUCAGCUGGAGAAAAAGUGUCCUUGAAUGAUAAUGGGGAAAUGGAAAGUGAGUUUGAUGUCAUAAACCUGCUAACCUUUCCAAAUGUCUCCUUCAAGAGGGUGAAAGUUGGAAGGAUGGAUCUAGAAGCUCCUAAAGGGAAAGAAUUAAUCAUUCAUGGGGAUAUAAUCACAUGGCACAAAAAGUUUAAUCAGGUCCUUCCCAUUUCUCUGUGCAAUGAACUCUGUCAGCCUGGUUUUCAGAAAAGAGCAAAGGAGGGGGAAAAAUUCUGCUGCUAUGAUUGUGUUCCAUGCCCGGAAGGAAAGGUCUCCAAUAAGACAGAUGAGCACGAUUGUUUCCAAUGCCCAGAAGAUCAAUAUCCAAACCAAGAAAAAAAUGGAUGCUUCCCCAAAACCAUUAGCUUUUUGUCUUAUGAAGAUCCUAUUGGAAUGAGUUGCCUCAGUUGCUUUUCUUUCUCCCUCAUCACAAUCUGGGUACUUGGGAUUUUUAUUAAGCACAGAGACACCCCCAUAGUCAAAGCCAACAAUCGGGACCUCACCUACACUCUCCUUGUCUCCCUGUUGCUCUGCUUCUUGUCUUCUUUCUUAUUCCUCAGCCAACCUGGGAAAGUGAUUUGUCUCCUCCGACAACCAGCUUUUGGCAUCAUUUUCUCAGUGGCUGUUUCUUGUGUGUUGGCCAAAACCAUGACAGUGGUGGUAGCUUUUAAGGCCACCUUGCCAGGGUCCAAUCUGAAAAGGUGGUUGGGGAAAAGACUGGCCCUUUCCAUUGUCCUUUCAGGUUCUCUGCCUCAAGCCGGCAUUUGUACUGCUUGGUUGUCAAGCUCUCCCCCAUUCCCUGACUUGGACAUUCACUCUGUCACUGAGGAAGCUAUUGUGUAUUGCAGUGAAGGGUCAGUGUCCAUGUUCUACUGUGUGCUUGGCUAUCUGGGCCUCCUGUCUCUUGCCAGCUUUGUUGUGGCUUUCCAAGCCCGCAAACUCCCCAACAGCUUUAAUGAAGCCAAGUUCAUCACCUUCAGCAUGUUGGCCUUCUGCAGUGUGUGGGUGUCCUUUGUUCCAACCUACCUGAGUACCAGGGGAAAUGCCAUGGUGGCUGUGGAGGUCUUCUCUAUCUUGGCAUCCACUACUGGAUUACUGGGGUGUAUCUUUUUCUCUAAAUGCUACAUUAUUCUCUGGAGGCCCGAAUUAAAUAACAGAGAGCAAAUGAUAAGAAAAUAA